Molecule: messenger RNA, 5015 nt
Organism: Boleophthalmus pectinirostris (great blue-spotted mudskipper)
Lineage: Eukaryota; Metazoa; Chordata; Actinopteri; Gobiiformes; Gobiidae
Product: clustered mitochondria protein homolog
Exons: 30
Coding region: 121-4911 (1596 amino acids)
Biological process (GO): intracellular distribution of mitochondria
Cellular component (GO): cytoplasm
Molecular function (GO): mRNA binding; protein binding
Source: RefSeq, a predicted model, not a curated record
CAAGGACGGAGAGACUGCUGGUCAAGAGGGCAGCCCGCCUGGGGAAGCCCAGAGCAGCCAAAAGAACAACAGAAAGGCUUAGAGGAGACAGUUUAAAAAGAGCAACCCUACAAAGGCAUCAUGGGAAAUGUCCAGUGCUGCCACUUUCUCUCCAACUAUUUCAAAUGUCCAGACGCUUUAGCACCAUCUGCGGCUGAGAGGUCUCCUUUACUCUCCAGUGAUGAAGAAACCAGGUCUAACUCCCCAAGUCUCCAUGAUGACACAGAGGAUGACCUGUUGACCAUGUCUACUGAUCUGACCAACCCCACCCUCGAACCUGAGCAUUUCCUGUUUCCUGAUUUGAUAUUGAGUAGUAAAUUAGGGGUAGAUGCAGCUGUGGUGGAGCCAAUGGUUUGUCUUUUGGUGUCUGAGGAAGAAGAGGGACAAGGAGCAGAACGAAGAGAGGAUACUACAUGUAGAAGAAGGCUGUACUCUGAGGUGGAAACUCAAACUGAAAAUGAGACACAAAUUUUAAAAUCUGGACAAAUUCACAUGCACGUAGAAGUUGAGACACAAACUGAAAGAUUAUUGAAAAGUCCCAAGAAACAAGAGAAAGAAAAACUGACUGAAAUUAAAUUAGACAUUUUCGGAAACUGUUUAAAAGAGCACACAGAUAUUACAAAACAUUUUGAAGAUGCAGCUGAUAGUGUAAAAAUAGAUAUACAGGCAAAAUCAGACAAGCAAAAUAUGAAUAUUAUAGAUACUCAAGAGGAAAUGGUUUCAAGUUGUAGGAAUAAGGAUUUUCCUACCAAAUUAAGUAAAAACAGCAUUGAGCAUAAUACACAGAAGAUUCAAAACAAUAUGGUGCUAAUAGUAGAGCAAAGUGAACUUUUUGUAGAAGAGAAGGACAACAUAGUGGUAGAGAGUAAUAGUGAAGUAAAGUGUGAAAAACUGGACUGUUAUGAUGAAGAGGUUUUGGAUACAGUUGUGAUUAAUUCUGAAUGUGUAGGAAAUAUUUUGGUUAUGGAGGAUACACAAGAGACAUUAGCUUCUCAUGAUCAGAAAGAGGAGUACACAUUUAGCAAAGUAGACACAUCUACUGAAAACCGUAUUCAAAAGGAGUAUGAGGAUAGUGAUGUGCCAUUUGUUAUGGAUUUGGACACUGCUCUUCAUGCUGAAAAUCUGAGUCUGUCUGGAACAAAGCAAAUGACCCUCUUUCUGGUUGAUAAGUUGUUUCUAGAAACACCUCAGUUUAAAGCACCGCCUUGUCAAACUGAAGAGGAGUGGUCUGAAGAAAUGAUUGAACAAAAAAUAGAAGAAAUAGUGGCUCAACAGGAGAUGAACUUUACUGUAAAAAUUCAACCUCCGGGAGCAGACAUCUUUCGAAAUACAGGCAUGUUAACCAAUGUCUCUGGACAAAUGCUGGUUGCUGAGCUUCACCAAGUUUUGAUGGACCAUGAGCUCACCUGCCAUCGCACAUGCUUCUCCCUGCAACUGGGGAGUGCCGUUCUGGACAGCCUGUCAGAGCUACAGUCCAUACAGGGUCUGCAAGAGGGAGAAGUCAUCAAAGUAGUGGAAGCACCCUAUGCAGUUCGAGAUGCUCGUCUUCAUCUCAGACAUGUCAAAAAUCUCCUGAGAAGUUUGGAUCAUACAGAAGCAUACAAUGGACAAAAAGGAUGUUCUAUUUCUUUUGUAAAUUUGAUCACCCAAAUGGACAAAGAUGGUGAAAGCAGGGACCAAGAGAGGUUUUGUAUGCCUCCUGAAUAUGUCCUCCCUGGAUGCAAAGACAGACCACUAGCUCCUCUUCUACCACACAGAGAUGAUUUGAAGCCACUGCAGUGUCUUCAAGUGUUGACUUUGAGUAGCUGGAACCCUCCUCCAGGAAACAGGAAGAUGCAUGGAGACCUGCUGUAUUUAAAUGUUCUGACUAUUGAAAACAGAGAAUUCAAUAUAACUGCAUCAACCCGGGGUUUUUACAUCAAUCAAUCUACUGCCUUCAAUUUCAAUCCCAAACCUGCAUCCCCCACGAUCCUGUGCCAUUCUCUGGUGGAGCUGUUGAGCCAGAUCAGUCCUGCAUUCAAGAAAAACUUUACAGCUUUGCAGAAGAAGAGGGUUCAACAGCACCCUUAUGAGAGGAUACCAACACUGUUUCAAACAUAUGUCUGGAUCGCUCCUUUAGCAGACCAUUCACUGGAUGGGAUCAGAGCAGAGGAGACACACAGCAGCCACAUGGGGCAGGAUGACCUCACUGCUGGACAGAAUCGAGACUGGAAUGAGGAGCUGCAGGGAUCCAGAGAGCUCUCAAAAAACACUUUACAAGACCGAAUCUUAAGAGAAAAGAGCAUUUUCAAGACCAGUGCUGACUUCACAGUUGCUGCAACACGAGGAGCUGAGUUUGUCGUUGAUGGUAAUGCUGUGCCUUUAAAUCCAGGAGAAGCCCCUCAUCUACAAAUGUUCAUCUGGAACAACAUGUUUUUCAGCCUGGGUUUUGAUGUGUCAGAGCACUUUCGUCCUCUAGGGGGCGACACUGCUGCACACGCUGCUGCUCUUAGAGACCUGAGAGGGACACAGGCUUAUACAUCACUGGACAUCAAUGGUCUUCACACUCUUGGGACAGCUGUGAUAGACUAUCGUGGAGUUCGAGUUAUUGCACAGUCCAUAGUCCCAGGAUUAUUGGAGAAAACUCAGGAGCAACCUCUUGUCUAUGGAUCUAAUGACUAUGGGAAAACAGUCUAUACACACCCAAGGUUUGUGGAGCUUUUGGAUAAAACAUGUCACUCUUUGAAGAUCCAGCGUCACACUGUACUAGACCACUCCGGGACUCCAGUGGAUCUCUGCUCUGGAGUCGAAACUAAAGGGAUUUUUGGAAAUGAUGGCCGAGCCUACAUCCUGGACCUUCUGAGAGCUUUCCCCCCUGAUCUUAACUUUCAGCUAACAGAAACAGAGCAUAAAGACAAUGAAGAAAUCCCGAAAGAGUGUGUUCAAUAUGGAUACCCACGUCAAUGUCGUCACAGACUGGCCAGCCACAGACCAGAGCUGGUAGAAGCGUUUGUCCAACACAGGUAUGAUAUUUAUGCCAAGGCAGUAUCAAAAGGGCUUACAGAAACUGACAAUUGUGGAAAGAAGCAGGAAGUGGUGAAGGAGUUGACGAACUGUCGUGAAAACAACAAUUCAGCACUGAAUGUUGAAGAUGUUCUUAAACAAGCUGUGAUCCUGGAAGCGUGUAGGUCUGUGGGAUCAGUGAGUGACUCCAGCUUUGACAUUCGCUUCAACCCUGAUGUUUGUUCUCCAGAUGUUACUUUCCCCGUGGAAUGUGCAGAGGAGUUUCUGAGGCAAAGACAGUUAUUGUGGCAUGUAGCUGCUUUUCUGCUCUCUCACCAAAUCCCUGCAUUGCUGACAGAAUGCCUGGCCCAUCCCACUGUGGUGAUGGAUGGGGCAACCUUGACCUCUGAGCUGCACCGGCAUGGCAUAAAUGUGAGGUAUUUGGGAACUGUCCUGGAGCAGCUUGACUCAAUGGAGGAGUGUGUGAGACUCAGUCAUGUAAAGAGAAUUUGUGUCAGUGAGGUCAUUGUGAGAAGCACCAAACAUACAUUCAGGACCUACCUGCAGGACGUGGAUCCGGCCUCUCUCUCUGCUGCUGUCAGUCAUUUCCUGAACUGUUUCCUCGGCUCUUCAUGUUUCGUCCCAGGAGGAAGAUCUGAGGAGAUGGUCACGAAGCGCAGGAGUCGCAGACGGCGCAGACGACUUUCAGGAAGUGUUUGGGCAAAGUUGACCCACAUUGACCUUUGGAGCAGGAUCAAGAAAGAGGCACAAGAAUAUUUUGGCUACCACAUAGAGAGUGGGAGCAUGGAUGAAGUCACUGAAAAGCACAGCCUUCAGAAGAUUUCUCUUCUGCGAGCGAUUUGCCUACAAACCGGGAUCCAGGUGCUUUUGAAGGAGUAUGUAUUUGAAUCUCGUCACAGACCAGUAUUUACUGAAGAAGAUGUCAUGAACAUGUUUCCUGUCAUCAAACAUCUCAAUCCAACUUCGUCAGAUGCCUCUCGACUCAUUCGGGAGGCUCAGAGGGCGGUACAAAGGGGUCUUCUUAAAGAUGGCUAUGACUUGAUCAGCCAGGCCAUAUCCCUUUUUACCAGCGUCUGUGGUGUGCUGCAUGAAGAUGUGUGCUCCUGUCUGCGCCUCCAAGGACGACUCAGCUACAUACUGGGACAACACACAGAAGCUAUAAACCUCCAGGAAAAGACUGCUACUAGUAGUGAGAGAAUCAAAGGUGUAGACCAUCCUCAGACCAUUCAAGAUUAUACUUACCUGGCUCUGUACUGUUUUGCCGGAGGUCAACAUGCUACCUCACUUCAGCUCCUUUACCGUGCUCGGUACCUGUCUCUACUUGUAUGUGGGGAAGACCAUCCACAAGUUGCAUUAAUAGAUAGUAUGCUGGGUUUAGUGCUACAUGGACUAAUGGAGUAUGAGCUUUCCCAGAAGUUUCUUGAAAAUGUCUUAUGUCUUGCUGUAAAAUACUAUGGUGCCAUGUCUCUGAAACACGCUCAGAGUCAUCAUCAGCUUGCCACUCUUCUGGAAAGUAAAGGUGACUUCAGAGCUGCUCUACACCAUGAAAAAGAGGCCUGUUCUAUAUAUCAGAGCCAGGUUGGGGAGGACCAUGAUCGAACUAGGGAAAGCAAAAACUACCUGAAGACACUUACUCAACAAGCUGUGAACCUCCAGAAAGCACUUAAUCAAAUCUACUGUGAAACACCCUGUGCCUGUAUAACACCUCCAAAGCUCUCGGUCCCAAACACAGCUACAAUCCUUCAGCAACUGAACCUCACCUGUGGCAUUGUUCUCGUUCCUCUCAGUGCAGAAGAAGUGACCAAUCUGGGGACAAAGAUCAAAAAAGAAGAAACACAUAAAGUGAAAAAGCAAGAAAACAUCAACUAAAGCCAAAUCAUUCAACACCUGCACACAAUACCACAAUGUUGACUGUAUUGGAUGGUUGCAAAAUAAAAUGUCUCUUUUGUCAGACUCUGCCAGACAAAAGGAAU